GCGGCCGCCGCGCUCCCCUCUUCCCUCCCACCCCCCGCCCGCCGCGGGAUUGAUUCGUUCCCGUCCGCCGGCGGCGGCGCAGGCGCGCUGGGCCGGGCCGGGCCGUACCAUGGCGGCGGGGGGAGCGGGCGAGACCAAGGUGAUCUACCACCUGGACGAGGAGGAGACCCCCUACCUGGUGAAGAUCCCGGUGCCCGCCGAGCGCAUCACGCUGGGGCACGUCAAGGCGGCGCUGAGCCGGCCCGGCGCCAAGUACUUCUUCAAGAGCAUGGACCAGGACUUCGGGGUGGUCAAAGAGGAGAUUUCAGACGACAAUGCAAAGCUGCCUUGUUUCAACGGGAGAGUCGUCUCCUGGCUGGUGUCUUCGGAGACCCCCCAGCCCGAGCCGGUGCCGACUCCCGCAGAGACCCGACCGGAGCCCUCGCCCCCACCGCCCCCCCUGCCCCCGCUGCCCGUGGAGAGGACUAGCGGCAUCGGGGACUCCCGGCCCCCCUCCUUCCACCCUAACAUCUCGGGCAGCCGGGAGAACCUGGAGCACGAGACGGAGACGGAGUCAGUCGUGUCACUGCGGAGGGAGAGGCCGCGGCGCCGGGAGAGCACGGAGCAUGGUGGCGGGCACCGGCCGAAUGGGCAGUCGCGGCUGGAACGACACCUGGCCGGGUACGAGAGCUCGUCCACCCUGCUGACCAGCGAGAUCGAGACCACCAGCCUCUGCGACUCAGAUGACGACGACACCAUGAGCAGGUUCAGCAGCUCCACGGAGCAGAGCAGCGCCUCCCGCCUCCUUAAGCGCCACCGGAGGCGGCGGAAGCAGCGCCCCCCGCGCCUGGAGCGGACGUCUUCCUUCAGCAGCGUCACCGACUCUACCAUGUCGCUUAACAUCAUCACGGUCACGCUCAACAUGGAGAAGUACAACUUCCUCGGCAUCUCCAUCGUGGGGCAGAGCAACGAGCGGGGGGACGGGGGCAUCUACAUCGGCUCCAUCAUGAAGGGGGGCGCGGUGGCGGCUGAUGGGCGCAUUGAGCCGGGGGACAUGCUGCUGCAGGUGAACGACAUUAACUUUGAGAACAUGAGCAACGACGACGCCGUCAGAGUCCUGAGGGAGAUCGUCCACAAGCCGGGCCCAAUCGUGCUGACGGUGGCCAAGUGCUGGGACCCUUCCCCCCAGGGGUACUUCACGCUGCCCAGGAAUGAGCCCAUCCAACCCAUCGACCCGGCCGCCUGGGUCUCCCACUCGGCCGCCCUGACCGGCGCCUUCGCCGCCUACCCCGGCAGCAGCUCCAUGAGCACCAUCACCUCCGGCAGCUCCGUCGCCGAGAGCGAGCGCUUCGACGAGUUCAACCUGUCGGUGCACACGGACAUGGCGUCCGUCACCAAGGCCAUGGCCUCGCCGGAGUCGGGGCUGGAGGUCCGGGACCGCAUGUGGCUUAAAAUCACCAUCCCCAACGCCUUCCUGGGCUCGGACGUGGUGGACUGGCUCUAUCACCACGUCGAGGGCUUCCAGGACCGGCGCGAGGCCCGGAAAUACGCCAGCAACCUGCUGAAAGCCGGCUUCAUCCGGCACACGGUGAACAAGAUCACCUUCUCCGAGCAGUGCUACUACGUCUUCGGGGACCUGCGCGGCUGCGAGAACUACAUGGCCAACCUCUCCCUCAACGACAACGACGGCUCGAGCGGGGCGUCGGACCAGGACACGCUGGCGCCGCUCCCGCUGCCCGGGGCCACGCCCUGGCCCCUGAUGCCCACCUUCUCCUACCAGUACCCGGCCCCCCACCCUUACAGCACCCAGCCCCCGCCCUACCACGAGCUCUCCUCCUACAGCUACGGCAUGGGCAGCGCCAGCAGCCAGCACAGCGAGGGGAGCCGGAGCAGCGGCUCGAACCGGAGCGACGGGGGCGGCGGGGGCCGGGGGAAGGCCAAGGACGAGAAGGCGGCCCCCGACUCCAAGUCGGGCAGCGGCAGCGAAUCGGAGUACUCGACCCGCGGCAGCCUGCGGCGGGCGGAGCCGGGGGGCGGAGCCGGCGGGGGCGGCCCCGCCCUGGCCGUGGGCGGGGCCGAGGCGGGCGGGGCCCCCCAGCGGAGCCACCACAGCUUGGCGAGCAGCCUGCGCUCCCACCACUCCUACGGCCCCCCCGGCAUGCCCCUGCCCUACAACCCCAUGAUGGUGAUGAUGAUGCCCCCCGGCCCCCCCAGCGCCGGCCCCGCCUCCGUGCAGCCCCCCGGCGCCCCCCCGGUGCGGGACCUGGCCUCGGUGCCCCCCGAGCUCACCGCCAGCCGCCAGUCCUUCCACAUGGCCAUGGGGAACCCCAGCGAGUUCUUCGUCGACGUCAUGUGACGGUCACGGGACGCCGCCCACGCGCCGUGGGACUCGAUCCGUGGCUGCCUUGAUGUCACGUGACCUCCAUCCCACGGAGCCGUCUGAUGCUGCCCGGCCAGCCCAGCUGCCCGUGGUGCCGUGUCAUGUGACCCAGCCCGUAAGCACCUCAA
Molecule: messenger RNA, 2487 nt
Organism: Mauremys reevesii (Reeves's turtle)
Lineage: Eukaryota; Metazoa; Chordata; Testudines; Geoemydidae
Gene: DVL2
Product: dishevelled segment polarity protein 2
Exons: 15
Coding region: 110-2335 (741 amino acids)
Biological process (GO): canonical Wnt signaling pathway; intracellular signal transduction
Cellular component (GO): cytosol
Molecular function (GO): frizzled binding
Source: RefSeq, a predicted model, not a curated record